CACCGGGUGCUGCACAUGCGCAGUGGUGAAGCGCGAGGCGCCACCCGCCGGGUCCGGGGAUCAUGGCGGAGGCCGCUUGCCCCGAGCAGGAGCCGGAAGUGCUGCGACUCAAGCGCCUGCGCGGCGGGGGCUUCUUCCCGGUGCCCCCCGGGGACAGGCUGGGAAGGUGCCGGAGCGUGAAGGAGUUUGAGAAGCUGAAUCGAAUUGGGGAAGGGACCUAUGGCAUCGUGUGUACUGACCACAUGGUGUGUGUUACUGUUUCAGACCGUGCUCGAGAUACCCAGACAGAUGAGAUUGUGGCACUAAAGAAGGUGCGGAUGGACAAGGAGAAAGAUGGAAUCCCCAUCAGCAGCCUGCGGGAGAUCACCCUGCUUCUGAAGCUUCGGCACCCCAAUAUCGUGGAGUUGAAGGAGGUUGUCGUAGGGAACCAUCUGGAGAGUAUUUUCCUGGUGAUGGGUUACUGUGAACAGGAUCUCGCCAGCCUUCUCGAGAACAUGCAGACGCCCUUUUCUGAGGCUCAGGUGAAGUGUAUCAUCUUACAAGUACUCAAGGGCCUUCAGUAUCUUCACGAGAACUUCAUCAUCCAUAGGGAUCUGAAGGUGUCUAAUCUGCUCAUGACGGAUAAAGGCUGCGUGAAGAUAGCGGAUUUUGGGCUGGCUCGUGCUCACGGAGUGCCACUAAAACCAAUGACCCCUAAAGUCGUCACCCUCUGGUACCGGGCCCCAGAGCUGCUGCUGGGAACGACGACCCAGACCACGGGCAUAGAUAUGUGGGCAGUGGGAUGUAUCCUCGCGGAAUUGCUGGCCCACAAGCCGUUACUCCCAGGCAGCUCAGAGAUCCACCAGAUUGACCUCAUCGUGCAGCUGCUGGGGACGCCCAAUGAAAACAUCUGGCCAGGCUUUUCCAAGCUGCCCCUAGUGAGCCAGUACACCCUGCGGAAGCAGCCCUACAACAACCUCAAGCACAAGUUCCCGUGGCUGUCGGAGGCUGGGCUUCGCCUGCUCAACUUCCUCUUCAUGUAUGACCCCAAGAAGAGGGCGACAGCAGGAGACUGCCUGGAGAGCUCCUACUUCAAAGAAAAGCCCUUGCCCUGUGAACCGGAGCUCAUGCCCACCUUCCCCCACCACCGCAACAAGCGAGCCGCUCCUGCCAGUGCCGGGGCGGAGGGCCAGGGCAAGCGCGGCAAGCCCUGAGGCUGCACGUUCUGCCAGGUUUGGACAAAGAUGCGGAUAGAGGGAACAUCCAAAACAGAGGAUGAGAAGGCGCUGGGAGCUGAAGGAUUCGUAACUACCUGCUAUCGGACCCAAGGCAGACGCAGUACAAGCUCCUCUUGACCUGUCGAUAUUCUCAGGGUGGUCCAGCGCUGGCGAGGACGACAGUACCUCGAACUUCCACUCAAAUGCAGCUGCUGGAGACACGCUCGAGGGCUGUGGAUUGUUCUAUCAUCUUUGCACCAAGAGAGCAGUCAGAGCAAACUUAGUAUCUAUCCUGGGUCCCUCUCCCCCCAGUGCCAGUCGCAUCCUUCAUGGCGGCUGGCCCAUCACCAGCCCCUGGGCUUGGAUCCUUCUAGCUGGCAGAAGCUCCAGGGAAAGGGCAGUGUGGGAACACCUUCCUAUGGGCUGAAAGGAGCCUUGAACCCUAGGUGGGCAGCCAGGGGCAAGAGGUGCCGGCCGCCCCUGAAUGGCUGCUGGGUUUGUUACAAGCUGCACUGCAGACCUAGCCCAGCUCACUGUUGAUAGAAAAGUCCCUUGGUUCUUUGUUCCUCAUUGUGGUUCAUGUGAUCCUGCCCUCAAUAAAAUGUCGUGUUAGUGUCAGCUGUAA
Messenger RNA from Chrysemys picta bellii (western painted turtle), 1821 nucleotides. The record is from RefSeq and is a predicted model, not a curated record. NCBI's taxonomy places the organism in Eukaryota, Metazoa, Chordata, Testudines, Emydidae.